Phyllotreta striolata is the source of this 840-nucleotide messenger RNA. The record is from the annotation of a GenBank genome assembly. Lineage: Eukaryota; Metazoa; Arthropoda; Insecta; Coleoptera; Chrysomelidae.
AUGAGUUUAGAAGCCUUAUCGGGAAUUACAAGCUACAAUUCCGAGGAUUACGAGCGACUCGCCUACGACGAGAGUCUGCAGAAGUAUUGCACCAAUUUCAAGAAUGGCAUGAACUUGGCCGUUCCGCCUUUUCCCGAUCCCAGCAAUAACUUCGCGAGAUUCACCAAGGAUGAUAACGGCCGCGAGAUCAAAAUUAAAUUCGACCACGGUACCACUACGUUGGGAUUCAUGUACAAAGGGGGCGUAGUCCUCGCAGUGGAUUCCCGAGCGACUGGUGGCCAAUUCAUUGGAUCACAAACCGUCGAAAAAAUCAUAAAAAUCAACAGUUUUUUACUAGCUACAAUGGCAGGAGGCGCUGCUGAUUGCACCUACUGGGACCGAGUACUAGCUAAACAAUGUAGGUUGUACGAACUGAGAAACAGGGAACGUAUUUCGGUGGCUGCGGCUUCCAAGUUAAUGGCCAAUAUGGUUUAUAAUUACAAAGGAAUGGGUUUGUCCAUGGGAAUGAUGUUGGCUGGAUGGGACAAAAGGGGUCCUCAACUCUACUACGUUGAUUCAGAAGGUCUCAGGACAUCCGGAAAAGUGUUCAGCGUAGGUUCCGGAUCAAUUUACGCUUUUGGUGUGCUGGAUUCGGGUUACAAAUGGGACUUAUCCGAUGAGGAGGCUUACGAUUUGGGUCGUAGAUCGAUUUACCACGCUACUCACAGAGACGCCUAUUCGGGAGGUAUUGUUAGAGUGUACCACAUGAAAGAGACCGGUUGGGUGCAUAUCGAUGAUAACGAUUGCAUGGACUUGCAUUACAAGUUUGAGGAGGAAAAGGAGAAAAUGGGAGGCGCUUGA